Messenger RNA from Lathyrus sativus (Indian pea), 1218 nucleotides. The record is from the annotation of a GenBank genome assembly. Lineage: Eukaryota; Viridiplantae; Streptophyta; Magnoliopsida; Fabales; Fabaceae.
AUGGAAUCGGAUCCUAGAUUUGCAGGAAAAUUUCCUUAUCUUUAUAGGGAUUUUCCUAAAAAUCCUUGGGUGAAAUCGGAGAUCUCCACAAUGGUUCCAUUGCAACCACGUUCAACUCUUUCACCUCCACCAUCAUAUUACAACACUUUUUUGGAUCCAAAUCGCUGCACUCAAUUUAAGGAACAUGCUCAUGAAGAAGCUAGUCAUCACUCUAGUUUUGCUAGUAUGGUUCCUUCCUCUAUGAACCCAACUCUUUCAUACAAGAGUGCACCAACCAAUGGAUCCAAGGAAAAAAAAUUUGAUGGUCAAAAUCUAAUGACCUUCACACCAAAUAACAACAGAAGGGAAGUUAUGCAUGGUCACCUUAACACUAGCAAUGGAAUAUGGGAUUCAUUCACAAAAAAUAUCUUUCAUCAUGGUGAAACUUCUCAAUCUCGUGUGAGUCUAUAUCCUUCACUAUCACUAGUUUAUGAUGCAAAUCCAUCUUUUACAGUUAAUCCAAAUCUUCAAGGAGAUCUUUCUCUGAUUGGUCGAAAUGGAAACAAACCUCUCUACAAUGACCAAGAACUCGCCCUCAGUGACCAUAAGCAACAUAAGAGAACUCAAAAUAAUGUUGAAACUCAACAUAUGGAUCCAAAUUUAAUCAAACGAAAAUGGACUGCAAACGAGGACAGGAUUCUUAUUCAAUUGGUGGAUCACUUUGGACUAAGAAAAUGGUCUCAGAUUGCUAAGUUUAUAAAUGGCAGGAUCGGGAAACAAUGCAGGGAAAGAUGGAAUAAUCACCUUCGACCCGGAAUUAAGAAGGAGUUAUGGAGCCAAGAGGAUUACAAAAAACUCAUUGAAGCUCACAAGAAAGUUGGGAACAAAUGGGCUGAAAUUGCAAAGAGUUUGCCCGGGCUCACCGAGAACUCCAUCAAGAACCGCUGGAACUCCAUCAAGCGUAGCCAGAAGGCCAAGAAGAGGCUGGACUAUGGCAACAAUUUGAAGGGAACUCUACUUCAUAAAUACAUCAUUGAAGUCAAUGCUGCAAAGGAAGCUGAAAAGGAGCAGUUGGAUAAUGAAAGUUUUGAAAGUGGUUUCAGUUCUAAUGGUUUGGCUACUUCUGAAGAUGAAAUUGACUAUGUUCCAAUGAUGCAAAAUGGCGGUGAUGAUGGAGUAAUGGAUUAUGGUUAUGGGUCGUAUACAUUGGAGCUUUUUCCUAAUGUUCCUAUGAAGUAG